Molecule: messenger RNA, 1121 nt
Organism: Ailuropoda melanoleuca (giant panda)
Lineage: Eukaryota; Metazoa; Chordata; Mammalia; Carnivora; Ursidae
Gene: TAGLN3
Product: transgelin 3
Exons: 4
Coding region: 176-775 (199 amino acids)
Biological process (GO): actin filament organization
Cellular component (GO): actin cytoskeleton
Molecular function (GO): actin filament binding
Source: RefSeq, a predicted model, not a curated record
GAAACCCCGGUGGCUUCAUUGGCUCCUUGAUUUAGACCCCGCCCGGCUUUCUGCCCGCUUUGCUGCUGCUGGGCCAGGCGGCCCAGCCCCGCACGUCCCAGCGCCGCUCGCCGGGAGCCCGGGCCGCUGCUGCUAUUGUGUGGAUGCCGCGCGUGUCCUCUCUUCUCUUCCAGAGAUGGCUAACAGGGGCCCGAGCUAUGGCUUAAGCCGAGAGGUGCAGGAGAAGAUCGAGCAGAAGUACGACGCGGACCUGGAGAACAAGCUGGUGGACUGGAUCAUCCUGCAGUGCGCCGAGGACAUAGAGCACCCGCCCCCCGGCCGGGCCCAUUUUCAGAAAUGGUUAAUGGACGGGACGGUCCUGUGCAAGCUGAUAAACAGUUUAUACCCACCAGGACAGGAGCCCAUUCCCAAGAUCUCCGAGUCAAAGAUGGCUUUUAAGCAGAUGGAGCAAAUCUCCCAGUUCCUAAAAGCUGCAGAGACCUAUGGCGUCAGGACCACUGACAUUUUUCAGACGGUGGAUCUGUGGGAAGGGAAGGACAUGGCGGCCGUGCAGAGGACCCUGAUGGCUCUUGGCAGUGUUGCGGUCACCAAGGAUGAUGGCUGUUACAGGGGAGAGCCAUCCUGGUUUCACAGGAAAGCUCAGCAGAAUCGGAGAGGAUUUUCAGAGGAGCAGCUUCGCCAGGGACAGAACGUAAUCGGCCUGCAGAUGGGCAGCAACAAGGGGGCGUCGCAGGCAGGCAUGACCGGGUACGGGAUGCCCCGGCAGAUCAUGUAAGAUGGCCGCCUGCCGCUUCCCGGUGGAGAGGACGAACGUUCCACACACACCACGGUCUCUGUGAUAAAGAAAUAGUUAGUCACCUUCUGACCUCCUCCUCUUUCUCAAAGCCUCCCAGUUUCUGGUUUUUGCAAGUGCCGCAUUUCUGCUGAGAACCCGUGUUGCCUACUGCUGCCACCUUGUGUUCAUUUAGAACUAUGCAAAGACUCCGCCUCCUCUUCCUGAGCGCCUCCUUUGCCCAGAAGUCUCCUUUUGUCUGAUUAUUUAUUUAUUUAUUUGCCAAAAAAUGCCCCUCCUCAACUUAUUAGAACACACCUAAUAAACAAAUUAGUCUUGUGGCUUCAAA